Messenger RNA from Solanum tuberosum (potato), 351 nucleotides. RefSeq lists its product as uncharacterized. Bases 1 to 351 code for a protein of 116 amino acids. Lineage: Eukaryota; Viridiplantae; Streptophyta; Magnoliopsida; Solanales; Solanaceae. The record is from RefSeq and is a predicted model, not a curated record. The transcript has a single exon.
AUGGCGAUUUCGGAUACUGUAGUGGGGAAUUUAACGACGUUGUACCUGUUAGUGAUAGCGGCAAUGAAGGCGUACGGAUUGAUGACUGGACGGAGCUACGGCGGAGUUUUUGUACUGAUUGUAUCAACAGCUGUUGUAGGAAGUGUAUUGAUUUUGAGUUUGACGUGGGAUGUGUCACGUAAGGUUACUAGGUGUGCUUUUACACGCGAUCGUUAUCUUACUCAGAAUCGGAAUCAGCCACGUCAUCAUUCCGAUGAGUUGUGUAGAGGUGGUAUAUGUUGGCACGGCGUUGCUGUUAGAUCUCCGGCGUCGCAGUUUCGGUUCCGGCUUCCUCAGCACCACCCUCGCUAG